AUGAAAUUGUUGAUUUUCUUAGUUUCGUGGGUUACCACAUAUGCUAUUCCUAGAAGAGGAAAUGAACCCUGGUCUGUUGUCCUCUGCAAAUUCCGAGAUUCUGAUUAUGAGCCUCGAACAGCUGAAUGGUUCCGAGAAUGGAUGACGAAUGGAAAUAACCCAGAUACUAUUGAAAGCUACUUCUCAUCUGUUUCUAAUGCCAUCUAUACGAUUCGCGGAUCCAAUGUUACCGAAUGGCUUCAUCUGCCGUGGACUCGCAAAGAGAUUCUCCGAAUGGCUCUGAGAGAUCCAAGACUUCAAACUGAUCGUGAGAGGCCGUUCGCGUUAUAUGAUAAAGCCAAGCAGUUAUGUUUGUCUUUUGCCGAACAGAACGGAUAUCAAAUCCAUAAACAGCGAAUAACUGUAAUCAAUACUGAACAGACUGCCGUAUAUGGAAAAGACACAGGUGUCUUACUUACUCCUAAGCUCAUAUUCUCCUCUGUACUCGCUCACGAAAUGAUCCACAGUAUGAACAUUGGUCAUUCUUAUAGCGAUCGUCAACGAAAAGUCUUUCCUUAUUCAGCUGUAGGUGAAUAUGAUGAUCAUUAUGAUCUGAUGUCAACAGCAAAUGCAUUCAUGCGGCCAUCAACCUAUGGGUUGAGCGGUCCUGGUUUGAACGGACCUCAUUUGGAUUACUUAGGAUGGUUACCCAUGAAUCGAAUGGCUCUUUUUGGAAGAGAUGGUCGUACUAACUAUACUCUGAGGUUAUCAUCGUUAUCUGUCCCUCAUCGACAUACAAAUGGUUGGCUACUCGUUCAUAUUCCAUAUGACCGUGAUGAUGCUCGCAAUGUGUUCACAGUGGAGUAUCGUACUCCAGUUGGUAAUGAUGCUGCUAUUAAGCAAGGAGCUAUAGUUAUACACAAAGUUCAUCGUAUAGGAUUAUCCUACUAUUCAACACUUGUAACACAUGCAUUGAAUGAAUACGAUGAAUUGACCGAAGACACUGAAUGGAUCAAAUUCAUUUCUACUAGUUUAGAUGGAGAUUUUCAAUAUAUUCGUGUUAAAGUUGAGCGAAUUAAUCAUAAGAAGCAUAGUGCUGAUGUACGCAUAGUUACCACAUUCCAACCUAAUCUCUGUCUUGAGAACGACUUCCAAGUAGAUCUAGACAAAGAUAUGGAUGAUUUGAAAACUCAUGGAGUUCCAUUCGUUUGUAUAGACAGCAAUCGCACAGUCACACAGGAAGACAUUGAAAUCCAGCAUAAGAGAGAUCUAUUCUUCUUAACAAGUCGUACGUUUGGCCAAAACGAAUGUGUUGAAGGACGGGAAUGGCGAGCAAUAGAUGCCUAUGAUUACGUGUGCGUCCCCCCGUCACGAGUAGAAGAAGUUCAGAAUAAUGUUAUUGUGAUGGAUGAUGAUGACAGUGAAGGAUGUGAUUCAGAUGAGAAUGUACAUCGGUUGGCAUUUCAAGGUGAUGAAGGAUGUGUGAGUAAAGAAGAACAUGCCCAAAUCCAUAGAGAGAAUGCUGAAUCACAUAAAUUCUUUAAUAACUAUGCGUUUUUCAACGGUGCCGAUCCAAUUGGACCAUAA
Messenger RNA from Auanema sp. JU1783, 1566 nucleotides. NCBI's taxonomy places the organism in Eukaryota, Metazoa, Nematoda, Chromadorea, Rhabditida, Rhabditidae. The record is from the annotation of a GenBank genome assembly.